AUGGCCAGCAUCCGCGCCGCACUCAGAAAUGUCGCCGCCGCACCGCCCAAAUUCUCAGACUUUCGUAAGAAGCGACGAGCUGCAGCGGCUAAGUCCGACGAUGCUUCUGACUCUGCCGUAGCCUCUGGGCCAUACGGGUUUCCUACACAAUAUCCCGCACAUGUGUUCUUCCAUGGCUUCCUCGUACUCGCGUCUCUUGCUAUGCUUCCGCGCACAAUAUCACUGGAUCCGCCACCAGAACAACUGAGGAAUCUGGAUAAGCCGCAAUAUCCGUUUAUUGCUCCUUUGACUGCAAGACCGGAGAUCACUGCUGCUUGGGUCGCGUUGGGGAACGCUGCGCUUGUUGGGUGGUGGUCUGGGUCAGUGAGGGAGUGGGUAAGGGAAGGAAAGAUGGGGCUGAAGAUGGUGGACCGGUUGAGGGACGAGACGCAUCGAAAGGAUAUCUCGAAUGCGGUAGUGUUCACGCUGUACGCUAGUCUCGCAUACGCGUUUCUCAUUGUACUAUGCGGCGCACCACUGGCAACACACCUACCUCAUACUCUAUUGCUUGGCCUUAACCUGGCCAUCUUGACUGUUCACGUACCUGCGUAUGCGCUUGGCCCGCCGCGGUUACCGUUCAGGCUGCCCUUUGUUGGCUCGAAGCAAGAUAGGCUGGAUACUAAUACGACACUCAUACUUAACAACACUUGGGUUCGCUUAUUUGCUGAGCGAGACGCUCGAUCUCCGAAAGAACGCGCUAUUGCGUACCCCGCCUUUGGCGCUCUCACGGGCGCAUGGCUUGGUGUUAUUCCGAUCGGACUGGACUGGGAUAGGCCAUGGCAGGCAUAUCCGCUCACACCCCUGAUCGGUGCAGUCUUUGGCUACGUCUUCGGCGCCUUCUUUGCGGUCAUAGUCAACAUGACACUCUUUCUUGCUGCAUACGACGUGGAGGAUGACAAAUCUACUGCAUCUGCCGCAGGUUCGAAAGAGAAAGCAGGAGAGAGCGCUGGCAAGAAGAAGAGUGGCAAGAAGGUUAGCUUCAAGAAGGACUGA
Molecule: messenger RNA, 1032 nt
Organism: Peniophora sp. CBMAI 1063
Lineage: Eukaryota; Fungi; Basidiomycota; Agaricomycetes; Russulales; Peniophoraceae
Source: the annotation of a GenBank genome assembly